Homarus americanus (American lobster) is the source of this 5032-nucleotide messenger RNA. RefSeq lists its product as uncharacterized. NCBI's taxonomy places the organism in Eukaryota, Metazoa, Arthropoda, Malacostraca, Decapoda, Nephropidae. Gene Ontology annotation, molecular function: protein binding. The record is from RefSeq and is a predicted model, not a curated record. The coding region runs from base 433 to 4488 and encodes 1351 amino acids. The transcript is spliced from 19 exons.
CAGCCAGUUAGCUCUUGGUGUGACAUACAAACGCUCCUUCUUAUAUUGGAGUUACAAUAUACUUAUCAUAUACAGUAUGUGUGUGUGUGUGUGUGUGUCUCCUUGCCAAACUGCUGUACUGUGCAUUAUCUGUUACACCAUCCACUCACUACUCAUUGACCCUCUGAUACUGUCUCAUCGCAAAUUGCUCUACAUUUCCAAGAUGGUGAGCACCACAAUAAGAUAUACAUCAAUUAAUUAAGAACAAAGGCUGUAGAGAAAUAUAUUUGAGAGGACACAGAACCUUCACCAUCAAAUGACAGAAUAUAAAAAAUACGAGUGAAGGAAAACAGGAAAACAAAAUCCCAUGAGUGCUGUUUGUCUGUGAUUGUCGAAGGUGAUAUCAAUAGACCAUCAGUGAGGAAGAAGCGUGAAUUAUGAUGCGUGAGGGUGAUGAGGUCCUGCCACUCCUCUCACACUGAAGCUUCUACCAUGAGUCCUACAGUGUGUGUCGGGAUACAGUUGGUCUUAGCCUGGCUGGUCUCUGGUCACGGUGACACACAGAUGCACAGGUAUGCCAGUACAGGUCUUUUCUCUCCAAUAUCCACCAAUGUCACCACUACCAUAGCUGCUACCGUCACCACUACUAUCACCCCCAACGUCACCACUACCAUAGCUGCUACCGUCACCACUACUGUCACCCCCAACGUCACCACUACUGUCACCGUCAAGACAACGACACCAUAUACAGACCCUAAUUGUCAAGGCUCCAUAUGGUACACUGAGGCAGGGGAGAAGGUGGUGUUGGAUCCCCCAGGACGCCUUCUGACGGUGCACCUCAUGCGUCCCACCACACAUGCUUUUGUUCUUCAUCAUCACCACUCACCCAGCCGACCACCCACUCCCUUACAUUACCAGGUCCAGGUUGUGGACAAUUACACCAUUACAGCGUCUCUGAAGGAUACUGCUACUGCCGAGUACCUUUUGAUGUGUGCGGACAUUAGCAAGAACAGCUGCUGUUUCGGUCAAGUCCAUGUCGGGUAUCCUCCGCUCGACGUGAAGACCUUCCAGUGCGUGUCGUACAACUGGCAGGUUCUCAGGUGCAACUGGACCAUCCCGGACAACAAAGUACAAGUAAAUUCUGACGACUACAAGCCCUACCUCAUUCCUUCCCAGGACGCUGACAGAGUCGAGUGUAAGUGUGAGACAGGUGGCGUUAAGGACCCCUGUGACUGUAUCAGCACCUGCUGCUUUUGGCGGGCUCCGGAUUACAGCGAGGUCGUCCGUUUCCCUAGUGUCAUAUUCCAGGUCUCAAAUAAACUGAGUCAGGAGGUCAAAAACUUCACGCACAAGAUCGACAACUACGCCGUGGUGUUGCCGGACCCAGCUGAACAUGUGGUUGCAAGUCCUACAGCAGCGUCGCGGCAGUUGGUGGUGAAUUUUUCGCUACCCCGGCCGAUGGAGGUGUUUGCGGCCACAGCGGGUGUCAUGUACAGGAUCGACCACCGCCUUGACCCCGCUCACUACCCAGGGUCUCUCUGGGGCACGAAUACAACAGGCGAAUGUCACUCGAACCAAAUAGAGCAAAAGGCGGCGGUGGUGGUGGAGUACUGGGGACAGCAGUACCAAGUGUGUGUCCGUCUGCGCUCUAAAUACGCCCUCGACGUUGACGGGUGGUGGUCCAACUGUUCCACCACGACUACUGCCGCGUCUCCUACAGUGCCUGACAGUGCUCCAGUAGUAGGACCUGGCACCUUCCAGGUCAGCAACAACAUCCCAGAGCUGCGUGACCUGACCUUAGCCUGGCAACUUGUCCCGCCCCUCCUUCACAACGGCCCAAACUUCUCCUACGUCGUCAGUGGGGUGCCGGGCAUAAGGAGUAUCACAGUGACGGAGCCCUUCGCCACCUUCACCAACCUCUCCACCAUGGUUCCCUACAGGCUGCAGGUGGUGGCAGAGAACAGUGAGGGGAGAAGCUCGGUGACGUCAGUAGUGAAGGUGGAGGCGACCAGCGACCUGCCUGACCCUCCCGUCCUGCCCGUCGUCGUGUACCAUCAACAACAACACCUGUAUGAGCUCAGAUGGUGCAACCGGGAAGAGAAGAGCAAUGGUUCCUACAUGGUGUAUGUGUGUACGGAUAACCUGGACACGAGCCAGCCUUGCAAGGCUGACCUACGCUGGAUCAACGUGGGACAGGUGAUGGCUGUCAAUGUAACGAUGGAGAACUUCAACCUGACGGAUGGGAGAGGAGUGAGGUUCGCUGUGUCAGCUGAGUCCGACAGUGGCGCCUCUAGUGGCAUGACCUGGGACAAGUGUGGCACCCCGCGACCCUACAACACUAACCUCCAGCCCCCUACAGACCCCAAGUCCGAGGAUGUGAGACAGACGACGGCAUGGGUGUCGUGGAAGCUGGACUGUGAUAACUGGGCAGGUGUGGUGGAGAGCGUUGUGGCCAAAUGCUGCACAGGCCACCACAACCUCCCCCAAGACUGUACGGGAGAGGAGAAGGAGGUGGAAGAGGAGGAGAGCGAGGUGUGGAGGCAACGUGUGGAGGUGACGGGGCUGAAGGAGUCUACCCAGUACACAGUGUGGCUGAGACUCAAGUACCGCUCCGGCAUCUCCCAGUGGUCGCUCGCCCAGACCUUCACCACAGACAGUAGCGGUCUGUCAGCGUGGAUCAUUGGACUCAUCACUACCGGGGCUGUGGUCGCUGCCGUCAUCCUGGUCUUCAUUUUAGGCUACAGCAGAAGGAGACUGAAGGACACCAUGAACGACAUGACCCGAGAGCUGAACAUCCCACGAGGACUACUGACGGCGUACCCAAAACCUGGACCCGAGACUGCAGGAGACUCUAAGAGCGACGCCCACACCGCCCACAACCCUCUAACAACUCCUGUCGACACCCACAGCAAGGACCAAGAUCUUAUCCUCAGCCCCCGCCACCUCACACACAGGCCGGACUUCUCUCUCGACACCGAGGACGACAUGCAGCGUGUCUCCGGUGGCCGCGGUCUCUCACAAGGAAGACCUUUAGUCCAACAUGAUGAUGAAGAGGAUGACAAUUUAUUCAACUUAGCCACUGAAAAUAGUGGCACUGUUUUUACAAGUUCAGGUACAAGUGAAGGAACAAAUAGUUCAGCGGAGAGGAGCAUUGCUCUCCUCACCCCAGCCGUCGGUUCACCACAAGGGUCAGUCACACCUCACCAUUCUGGCUACGUGGUCCCUGUCUUCCCAGACGACCAAAAGACUAUAAAAGAAGGUCCGGUUGAUAACUCAUUCAGAAGCACCAUCCCGACUCCUGGAUACGUAGCGGUUCAGCCACAUCACUUAAAUUCUCAAGAAAAUGCAAAUUAUUAUCUUCCAGAAAUUAUUUCACAUGAAAUAAACAAAAAGAACGCUAAAACGUCAGAGUCAGAUAGUUUAUUGUCCCAGAAUGUCACUCCGGGCACUGGCUAUAUAGCUGUUCCUCCUCCUGACUUCGGAACACACAAGGCUGAGGGUUAUGUGCUUCUGGACGCAACAUGUGAUAGUCCUUCUCACGACAGAGAGUAUGAUGAGGCCCCAGAGUCACUUGAAAUGACAAGUCCAAGUAUUCAGCCAGACUGGGAGGGCUGUAAAGGCGGAUAUGUCGCCCUGGAGUUUGCAGCAGACACUGCACCUCCCACUGUGCUCCAGGGUACGAGCACUCCACCUGCAAAUCUACGCGGCAGUGACAAAUUCAAUGAAGAGGAGUCGCUGGAAGAUAAAUCUGACGUCCUUCAGUCACUCCCAGAACUGAAGGAUGAAGAUGUACAGAAGAGCAAGUGGGUCCCCAGUGAGGAGACAGAUACACACCCGAAGUUCUCACAGCUGCCCAGUGUCGGCCCCACUCCAGGUUAUGUUGCCAUCCAGCCGUCGGAUUUUGGUAUAUUAUACCAGCGUCCUGAUGAAGCGACAGUUCCUAAGAGUCAGGAUAUUGUCGGAAAUGAAAACUGUCCUGAAAUUCAGGAUGAAAACACUAACAGUUCCCUACCCAAAACUUUGCCACAUAAGAGUGAAAGCUUCCUUGAACUGAGAUCCAGCGGUUUUGUCAUAUCGCCACUGGUGCAGACUAGCGGUCAAAUGAUGGACCUGACUGUAUUAAAUAAGAGCUCAAACCCUGUUAACAUCACAGACAUGAAUAAGGGUGGCGUGAACACAUGUGGCUACGUGUCACACCCAGUAUCACUCGAGGUGGCGGCUCUAGACACCCUCAGCCACGGCUCACUAGACAGCGCUCUUGGAGGAUCUGUGUCAGACCCCACGACCUGGCCAUCGUCACCAACCAGCAAUGAAUAUAUCUGCCUAGAUAGCCUGUGGUUGAAAAAUGUUCGCACUUGCCCUCCCAAACAACAAGAUAGGGAAACCGAUUCUGUAACUGCGGAUGAUGGUAGUGUCAGCAUAGAGGGUCAAGAGGAAGCAGUGCGGCGAGAGAGUUUGACGUUUGAGGACAUUGCCAUUGGUUAUAGUAGAGUGGGAGACGCCACCUAGAGUGCCAACAGUUUUAUCUCUUACAUGUAAAGAACCAGGGCCAAAUAGGCCACAUAUACUGACCCACCUGACCUCACAGGUGCCGCACACUUGUGACAUUUUUCUAAGUCACUACGGACAUACAGAAUUAUGUGUGAACUGGACGUGACCUGAAAAUAUUAUUACAUACACAAUAGCAUCAUUUACUGUAUAUCAGAAAUAGGAUAAAAGUUCUGUCAGUAAAAUUUGUACAGGAAUAUCGCCCUUUUAUAAUGGAUUAAUUUGCCUUAGAAGUAAUGAAUAUAUUUUACAUGUUAGUUAUACAUCUUGUGUUUAAGUCUUGGAUUUGUACAUUAUAUUAUAUUCCUCGAAGCUUACUUGAGUCAUAAUCAUCUCUUUGUCUCAUCUUGCUCACGACAGUUGUCUAAGGUUCGCGAUUCUAUAUUUUAUAACUUGCUCAGUAUACUACAUCACCCAGAUUAGGUACGUGUGUGUGUGUGUGUGUGACCUCAUUGCUGUGUAACUCAAGAUAAGAUUAAAACAAUAAAAUACUGUUUAUCUUUCA